Molecule: messenger RNA, 1532 nt
Organism: Perca fluviatilis (European perch)
Lineage: Eukaryota; Metazoa; Chordata; Actinopteri; Perciformes; Percidae
Product: prolactin-releasing peptide receptor-like
Exons: 3
Coding region: 88-1170 (360 amino acids)
Biological process (GO): G protein-coupled receptor signaling pathway
Cellular component (GO): neuron projection; plasma membrane
Molecular function (GO): neuropeptide binding; neuropeptide Y receptor activity
Source: RefSeq, a predicted model, not a curated record
GGAAGGUCCGCUCUUUGUUCUCACGCUCAACUUAUCUUUCCACUGAGAAUCACCAACACAGGUAUUGGCACAUUGAGCUUUGCUGCCAUGGAGGGUAACCACAGUGGCUUUGCUGGAAGCACACAGCCAUCUGUGUCCGGAGAACAGACAGAUGGACACGUUUAUGAGGUUGCGGUGCAGAACAGCUCCACCAACCGCAGCUCCCAGUUUGCCGAUGUGGCUCUGCUGCAGAUGUUCAAGCCUCUUAUCAUCCCCUGUUAUGUGCUCGUUGUGGUAGUGGGCGUCUUUGGGAAUUACCUGCUCAUCUAUGUCAUCUGCCGAACCCGCAAGAUGUACAAUGUCACCAACUUCUUUAUUGGAAACCUGGCCUUCUCCGACAUGCUCAUGUGUGUGACCUGCGUCCCUUUCACUCUCGCCUACGCCUUCAACCCACACGGUUGGGUUUUUGGCCGCCCAAUGUGCUACCUGGUGUUCCUCAUCCAACCAGUCACAGUCUAUGUUUCAGUGUUCACGCUCACUGCUAUUGCUGUGGAUAGAUAUUAUGCAACAGUUCACCCCCUGAAGAAGCGUACCUCUGUGUCUACCUGUGCCUCUGUCCUCACCGGCAUCUGGCUGCUGUCCUUCGGGCUUGUGGCUCCAGCAGUCAGCCACACCUACCACGUUGAGUUCAAGGAAGAAGGCUUCACCAUUUGUGAGGAAUUCUGGUUGGGUAAAGAGACAGAAAGACGUGCUUAUGCAUACAGUACCCUGCUGGUCACGUAUGUCCUGCCGUUGUCAGCUGUCUUUGUCUCUUAUCUCUGUAUCACUGUCAAACUAAAGAAGUGUGUUGCACCAGGCCACAAGACACAAGGCCAGGCGGGGGCUCAACAAGCUCGCAAGAGAAAGAUCUUUCGCCUGGUUGCACUUUUGGUGUCUGCGUUUGCAGUGUGUUGGCUUCCUAUUCAUGUAUUCAAUGUGCUGCGAGACAUUGACAUUCACCUCAUUAACAAGCGCUACUUUUUACUCAUCCAACUGCUGUGUCACCUGUGUGCCAUGAGCUCAUCUUGUUGUAACCCCUUCCUCUAUGCUUGGCUACACGACCGCUUCCGCACCGAGUUACGGAAGAUGUUCAAGUGCCGUCGUCGCAUUGGAGGGCCUGCUAAUCACUGUGCUGCCGGUGUGGCCUUGUAAAUGUGAAGAGAAUCCUUUGUUACAUUACAUUACAUGUCAUUUAGCUGAUGCUUUUAUCCAAAGCGACUUCCAAUUAAGUGCUUUCAACCCUGAAGGUGCAAACUCCAGACAACAAGUAGUAAGUGCAAAACUACAGAGAGCCAUAUGAAAGUGCAGUUUUUUUUUUAUGUUUAUCUUAGGUGUAGUGGGAAGAGAUGCGUUUUUAGCCUUCGGUGGAAGAUGUGUAGGCUUUCGGCCAUCCUGAUGUCAAUAGGGAGCUCAUUUCACCAUUUAGUAGCCAGGAAAGCAAACAGUCUGGAUUUCGUUGAGUGAUUACUUGUCCCUCACUGUGAGGGAGCAGCAAGCAGGUUGGCUGAUGCAGA